GAAUGGAAUGUGAAGACGGACACUGUACGAUCAGAGAGAGGCUGGAUCAAAACAAACCUGCAGUUAUACAAGAGGACCAACAGCGCUGGGGAAAGUAAUACAGCCCCACAACAUCAAGACAAGACAAGGUAAGGCAAUACAGUGGACGUUACUUAAAUCUACCUGACAGUGCGACUCGUAUCAGAAGAGGAGAGGCAUAGCCACAAAAAAGGGACUGAGAGUGUUACGAAACAUAUUUACAAGCAAAGAAACUCGCGCCGUCAACUUGCAGAGAUGAGUCGAAUCCUUCGCCAGGGAGUGAAAAUUGGCGAGGGGAUCUUGAUUAUUGCCCAACAUGGAACACACCCAACACUGCCCCUCACGAGGGGCAGUGUUGUGGUGGGCCUUCCCACUCCCCGCCUGGCCCCAGUACGUAGGAUGGCCACCUCAGCUGCCACCUCAGGCAGUCAUCCCGUUGGUCCCAUGGGCUUGUUCCUGUUGAUAGUUCCCAUAGGCACAUUUUGUCUUGGAACUUGGCAAGUUCAGAGGAGAAAAUGGAAGCUCAACCUUAUUGACGAAUUAGCUGCAAAAUCCAAAGCACCUCCUAUUCGGUUUCCAGAAAACUUAGAAGAACUUGAGGAUUUAGAAUAUCGUCGAGUGAAGAUGAUAGGAACCUUUGACCACAGCAGAGAGAUUCUUUUGGGCCCUCGUCCGGCAUUGGUUGAAGGGGAUGUGAGCCACUCUGGAAGUGGCCUCAUAUCAUCAGGCCAGAGUGGCUUUCUCGUCAUCACUCCCUUCAAGCUGGCUGACAGAGACUUGACUGUUCUUGUCAAUCGAGGUUGGGUUCCUCGCAAGCAGAAGAAUCAAGACACCAGAGUAGAAGGUCAGGUGGAGGGGCAGAUAGAAAUGGAAGUGGUGGUACGCAAAACAGAAAAGCGAGCACCAUUCAUGCCAGAAAACAAAAAGGGAGCCACAGUCUUCUUGUACAGAGAUGUGCCAACAAUGUCUCAAAUGCUGAACACAGCCCCCAUCUUCCUGGAUGCUGUGGAUACUGUCCCUGGUGGCCCUCAGGGUGGACAGACACGGGUUACCAUGAGAAAUGAACACCUCUCUUACUUGCUGACAUGGUACAGUCUGAGCUUAUCCACAGCCUACCUGUGGUACCGACGCUUCAUCAUGGGGUUUCAGGGAGUUGGCGGGAUCGAGUCUCAGGCAGCUGGAGAGUGAGGAGACUUGCCAUGCCAGCGAGUGAUCCAAAGAUGACCAUUGGUAGUGGACCCCAUAUGUCAUCCUAAGGAAACAGUAAUGCAUCAUAAAUGGCACAGUUAUGUAUGAAUCUGGAAGCAAGUGGAAACAAGAUUUAUGCAGAAAGCCUGCUAUUUACAGGGUUAAUUUGGGUGACAGACAAGCCCUGUAAAUUCAAACCACAAAUACAGUAUUGGAAGACCUAUCAUAAUACCAGUGACCCUCAUUUUUAUGUAUCAAAAGGGUGGAAAGCUGCCCAAAAAAUCAGAAGGGGUAGUUUCCAAUGGAUGUUUAAAGUGGCACAACAGUGAAGCAACAUAUCUCUGUAGUACACAUCAGCUUUAUACACAAACAACCUAAACUGUGAUGGUUUGAUUCACUAUCUUCCAUUUAAUUAUAAAGAAAAACUGAAAUUGGUGAUAUAUUCAAGUUAUUUUAAUUAUAUUUCCCCAGAUCUCAUUCAAAAUUCCUCUGACCAGGAAUGAAAAAGGCUGACUGCAAAGAUAAUCAGGGAGAUCUUGAAAAAAUAUAAAUAAAUAAAUAAACUGUUCUCACACAAAUAAUCAGUUUCCUAUAUAAAGGUAUGGCAACAUUGCAGAGCUCUUUCACAGUAUAUUACAACUAAGUAAACACACACACACACACCAUCAUAUUGAUGUAGGGAGCCAGGGCACCUCCAAUACGUGCCACCAUAGAGGAGGAGCCCAUGCCAACAUUGCGCACCACAGUAGGGAACACCUCUGCUGAUAGUGUAUAGAUGAUGGCAUAGGAAGCAGUAAUGCACAAUUUGCCACUCAUUGCCAGUGUGAUCAGUAGCCAAGACAUCUCUGCAAAUAACAUCUUAUCUUUAUUAAAAUAUCAGUCGUUUGGCAAUAGUUUUAACCCUUUAUUCUAUAUAGAUCAAAGAAAAUAGUUCAAGAUCCAAGGCCUACAAUUCUGGAGCUGUUCCAAAUGUUUUCCUAUUCUGUAGUUGCAUCUUCAAGUGUAACUUGAAUAUAACAGGCUAACAGAAGCCUUGAACAGGCUAACAGAAGCAGGCAUUUAUACCACCAGCAUGGAUAGAGCAAGUACAAGACUUAUGUAUUUGCAUUUUGAAUACACUGAAAUACAGUAAACUCUCUAAUUUGAACUAUGUAAGUGUAGAUACAUCUGGAUCAAAUUAGCCAAAAAUGGUUAUUUUUAUACCCUUGCAUCUUCAUGCUGUGGGGCAGGAGUAAGGAAAGGAGGGAGGCAUGUCAUGUCAGGUGGCUGUAUCCUGGCAGUCAAGAUACAUUGCAGCAUAUUCAUAAAAAUUCUUCUUUUUCCUUUUAUACCACUUUUCAAGUAAAAUCUGAAUGGAUCAUUGUACCCAGCAGUAGUCUCUGUACUAUAAGAAUACAUGUUUUAUUAAAUACUUGCUUUCGUAAAUGUUGUCAAUAUUGAUAAUCAUUAAAAAGCUGCUUAAG
Molecule: messenger RNA, 2669 nt
Organism: Scylla paramamosain (green mud crab)
Lineage: Eukaryota; Metazoa; Arthropoda; Malacostraca; Decapoda; Portunidae
Gene: Surf1
Product: surfeit locus protein 1-like
Exons: 9
Coding region: 274-1206 (310 amino acids)
Biological process (GO): mitochondrial respiratory chain complex IV assembly
Cellular component (GO): membrane; mitochondrion
Source: RefSeq, a predicted model, not a curated record